GAUUCAGGUUGUAGAAAAAGAGAAAGAAGAAAACUUUAAUCAUCUUAUGGAUUCAAGUGUAGAAAAAACGAGAGAUCCUUGCUGCUUGAUGAAAACCCAUUUCUUAAAACCUUACGUAACCUCCAUUGAUGGUCCUGUAGCCGAGCUCCCUCCUCGUCGUCGUCAACGUGUCUCUUCUUCAUCAGACGUAAAGGUUCUGACUUUGAGGCGUUUCGACAAUGGGGUUGGGUCUACAGAUCGUACUUUCACAUCCUGGAUGCGAAAGAUGGAAGCUUUACACGAACCCACUUGGAGAAAAGCUGGGAUCUUUGAAGCUAUCAAGGCAUCUACUUUCAAAAUCAGUAAAAACCCAUCUUUGAUUCAAGCCCUAGUUGAGAAAUGGUGUCCCGAGACCAAAUCGUUCGUGUUCCCUUGGGGUGAAGCAACGAUAACGUUAGAGGAUGUGAUGGUUCUUCUAGGGUUUUCAGUUUUGGGUUCUUCUGUUUGUGCUUCUGUGGAAAGCUCAGAGAUGAGAGGUGCCGUGAAGAAGCUGGAGAAAGCAAGGACAAUGAUUAUGGGGGGCAAAGGUGGGCAAGUGAGACAGUCGCAAUGGACUUUGCGUUUCAGAGACAGAGAUGAUGAUUCGUUGGAGCAUGAAGCGUUUCUCGCCAUGUGGCUUUCGAUUUUAGUGUUUCCACAUAUGUCUCGCCGCUCUAUUUCAAGACGUGUGUUCGCUAUUGCUGUCCGUUUAGCUAGAGGGGAAAGGGUUGCUCUUGCUCCUGCUGUUCUCGCUAGCGUGUACAGAGAUUUAGGUGCCAUUACAGGAGAUGAUGAGUCUUAUCAUCCCAAGUCUCUGUUGAAGUUAGUCCAAGUGUGGACUUGGGAGAGGUUCAAGAACGUGAGGCCAAAAGCUAAAGAGAUACCUAAAGGGGAGCCGAGAAUCUCUCGGUGGGAGGGUUUGCAGAAGAAGUAUGAGAAUGUGAGAAUGAGUCUUGAUGAUUUCGAGUGGCGUCCAUAUACUAAACCAUUACAGAACUGGAACCCUCUUCGGUUUUACGUUGAGGAAGCUAUGUGGAUACCUAUUGAUAACGGUAUUGAUGAUGAGUUUGUUGCGUUUGCUAGAUGUGUGAGGAGUUCUAAGCUUGUUGGGAUUGGUUUUGUAGAGGAUUACUAUCCUAAUCGAGUGGCGAUGCAGUUCGGGUUUAGUCAAGAUCUUCCUGGUUUGGUUACUCGUCAUAGCAGUGACUUCACAGAGAAGGAAGCAUGGGAUGAUUACAAUAAGUCUCUUGUUGGUUUGAAGCUGUACAUGCCUUCUCGUCUUUCUGCAGGUUCUGUUACUAUGAGAUACCGAGACUGGUGGGUGAAAUCAGUUUCACAGUUUCUUGGUUUUGAGGAGUCAAAUGAAACUUGUGAUACAAGCAAUGCUGGUGAGGAUGAUGCACUUCUUCAGAAGUUGGGAGAAGGGUUUCCUGCUGAGUUCAAGCGAUCUAGGAAACUUAGAAUAGCGAGACGUAUGGGAUCAGUUUCAGUAGAAAUGCCACUUAGUGAGUUGUUUCACAAGGAGUUAGCGAAGAGGACAAGUGAGCAUUUGAGAGGCAAGCGAGCUCGUGAGGAUGAUGAUGAUGCGAAUCAUACGGAUUCUUAUGAUGAUGUUACUAUUUCUCAGCUGGUCAAAUGUAGAAAGAUAACGGGAGGAGAUGCUUCUGGAUCACAUGGAAUCAGGAGGAGAGAUAACAGUGAUUCAGGGAUUUAUCAAGAGCUUGCUUCUGGUGAAGAUGAAACUGUAGCACCACAAGAAGUAGAGAAAAGGAAUGAACAGAAUGAUGAAGAAGAAACUCGAAGCCAAGCAAAUGAGAUUACUAUUCUGCCACCACCAGAGGCAAGACAGACAGGUGUUGCUGCUGUAAAUGGAAGAAACAAUCCAGAGAAUAAGAAGAAUGUGGUUGAUGAUGGAACCAAGGAAGCAGAGUGUUUGCUCCAUGAAGACGGAGAGAAGCCAUCUCGUCUUGCUACAGGUUCUGUUACUACAAGAUACAGGACUGGUGAUUUUGGUGCAUCAGUUCCAGUAGAAAAGACACUUAGUGAAUUGUUUCACAAGGAGUUAGCGAAGAGGACAAGUGAGGACCCGCGAGCUCGUGAGGAUGAUGAUGAUGAUGAGAAUCAUAUGGAUUCUUAUGAUGAUAUUACCAUUUCUCAGCUGGUCAAAUGUAGAAAGAAAGAUGGAGGAGAUGUUUCUGGAUCACUUGGAAUCAGGAGGAGAGAUAAGGAUGAUAACAAUGACUCAAGGAUUUGUCAAGAGCUUGCUUCUAAAGAUGAUGAAACUGUUACACCACUAGUUAUAGAGCCACAGACUGAUGAAGAAGAAACUAGAAGUGAAGCAGUGGAGACUGUGGUUAUGAUCCCAUGUAUUGGUGACACUGUCCUGUCACCAAUGAAGGCAGGAGAAACCUGUGUUGAUGUAAAUAGAAGUGAAGCAGUAGUGGAGACUGUGGUCGAUGCUGGAACCAAGGAAGCAGAGUGUUUGCUUGAUGAUGAAAGACUGAAACAUAGAAAGCUUACAACAGAGGAGCUAGCAUUGAACCUAGAGGCACGUUUUAUGAAGGUGGAGAAGACUUUGGAAACGAUUAGAAACUGGAUAACCAAAAAAAGAAACCAUAUCCAAACGUUAUGAUCUGAAACAAGACAACAAUGUCACAUAUCACUCUUUUGCAUAAUCUUGUCAACUUUAACUUAGCUUUAUGAUGUUUUAUGUGUGUAUUUAGUUUAGUACUAUUUGAAAUAUAUAAUCAAAAAUGUUAAAAUGAAUAUU
Molecule: messenger RNA, 2788 nt
Organism: Brassica rapa (field mustard)
Lineage: Eukaryota; Viridiplantae; Streptophyta; Magnoliopsida; Brassicales; Brassicaceae
Biological process (GO): meristem development; meristem maintenance
Source: RefSeq, a predicted model, not a curated record